This is a messenger RNA of Scatophagus argus, 1796 nucleotides long. Its product is annotated as GTP-binding protein Rhes-like. Gene Ontology annotation, molecular function: GTP binding; GTPase activity. The coding region runs from base 329 to 955 and encodes 208 amino acids. The transcript has a single exon. The record is from RefSeq and is a predicted model, not a curated record. Lineage: Eukaryota; Metazoa; Chordata; Actinopteri; Scatophagidae.
UGAUUGGUUGUUAUUGUAGGGGGGGAAUGGCAGCUCUCUCACCAAAACAGGCAUAAAAGGCAGUGCGUACAGGAUCAGACACAGAGGAGUAUCCAGUAACCAACUCUGCAGAGCUUUGACAGAGAGCCACUGCCAUCUUAAUCAAACUGGGGGGAAAAAGGCAAGGAAAGAGGCUCAAGAAGACACAAGAAGCUGCCAAAGGAAAAGGAAAACUAAACAGGUAGAAGUCAGUGACAGGUGAAAUUUGCUAUCACUUUUACAGCAACCGAGGCAGUUUUUGGGACAUUUGUGUUGAUUGUGGCAAACAAACAAACACAAAAAACCAAACAUGUCUCUGGAGGUGAAGGAGAAGACCCAGGUGCGUCUAGUGUUUCUUGGAGCAGCAGGAGUGGGCAAGACAGCCCUGAUCCAACGUUUCCUCCAAGACAAGUUUGAGCCCAAACACCGGCGCACAGUGGAGGAGCUGCACAGCCGGGAGUAUGACAUUGGUGGGGUCAAGAUCACAGUUGAGAUCCUGGACACCAGUGGCAGCUACUCCUUCCCGGCCAUGCGCAAGCUCUCCAUCCAAAACAGCGAUGCCUUCGCGCUGGUGUACGCCGUAAAUGACCCAGAGUCACUGGAGGCUGUCAAGAGCCUUCGAGAUGAGAUUCUGGAGAUAAAGGAGGACAAGUACACGCCGAUCGUGGUGGUGGGGAACAAGGUGGACCGGGACGAGGAGCGUCAGGUGUCCAGCGAGGAUGUCCUGUCAACUGUAGAGCUGGAUUGGAACAACAGUUACCUGGAAGCUUCGGCGAAGGAGAACGCCAACGUGGUGGAGGUGUUCAAGGAGCUCCUGCAGCAGGCGAACCUCCCCAGUCGGCUCAGCCCCGCGCUCCGCAGGCGGAGGGAGACCUUUCCGAAAGACACCAACUUCCGGCCACCCAUGAACAAGACCAACAGCUGUAUUCUGUCAUAAUGGGAGACAAAGGAAGAGGAGAGAUGUUUUGUGACCAGAGAUGAAAGAAUGGAGGACAUGUUGUGCUGCUGGACACAGAGAGAGUAAAGAGAAGAGCCUGGCUGACUUCAGUCAGUGGGGGUGUGAAGUGAAGAGCUGCCUGACUGAGAUAAGUGAUUCUGGACACUUCAGGUUUCACAACUGAGAGGAACAGAAACUACAGAGAAAUGCAAUGAGAGAGAACUUAAACAGACUGCCAGUGGAACGAAAGAAGGAAGAUGCAUUAAUAACUCAGUUGUUUACUUGAUGUAAUGUUGUUGCUGCUUAUUUGGUGACAUGCUGCUGGUGUUUAGAUCAAUGUAUAGUUUUUGGCUUUUAAAUGAAAAUGUUUACUUGCAUCAAGACUUAAAAACUGUUGCCAACAGUUUGCUUACUGAUUAAAAGAGCAUAUAUAUUGUGGUAUGUGCAAUAGUUGUAUGUCCCAUAUAAACUGUUUUAAUUUAAUAAUUCAUCUGUAGCACCUCAUGUUUACAAUUUUUUUUGUAUUCAAUUCCAACAUGACAUCCUUGUUAUGUUUCAAAAAGCAGUGAAAUGCAAAUUUAAACUGCAAAUGCACUUUUCAUUUUGAAAUGACCAUUCUUUUUGGUUGUUUUUUUUUAUACAUUAGAUUUUUUUAUUAUACCAUUUUCUCAUAAAUGUUAUUCUACUGUGUAUUUGACAAAUGUAAGUGGGAUGUGGACUGAAAUGUGUAAUAAAAGAUAGAAGCACAAAGAAGUGACUCGUGUGAAAGUAUUUGUUAAUUUAGAUGUGUAGAUUACACAUUAAUUGCUGAGAAGCAAGUUCACUUUUAAGUCAAUAAUUA